Molecule: messenger RNA, 1107 nt
Organism: Papaver somniferum (opium poppy)
Lineage: Eukaryota; Viridiplantae; Streptophyta; Magnoliopsida; Ranunculales; Papaveraceae
Product: CDT1-like protein a, chloroplastic
Exons: 4
Coding region: 1-1107 (368 amino acids)
Biological process (GO): regulation of DNA-templated DNA replication initiation; mitotic cell cycle; DNA replication preinitiation complex assembly
Cellular component (GO): nucleus
Molecular function (GO): DNA binding; DNA polymerase binding
Source: RefSeq, a predicted model, not a curated record
AUGGCUCAAUCUCCUACUAAUUGUAGACUUGGGGUCAGUUUUACGUGUGAGGCUGACCAGUGUUUCUUUGAUCAGAAUGAUGAUGUUCCAGAGGGAAUACUGCCUCAACUAUCUAACCCAACAAAGCAAGAUAACACUAGAGAAGCUUCCAAUCUUGUUGCGGCCUCUGUCCUACCUAGUUCUUUCAAGAGGCGAUUCUCGGCAAAGGUUCCAAUCCUAGAAUCAGAAAGAACAGACCUGCUAACAAUUCCUUCAGAACCUUCCACCUCAAAAGCACCAGCAACCUCAGCCUUGUGUGAAAUCUCAAAGGAGGAAUCUCCUUGUUCAGCUAUUCCAUCUCCUCUUAGACAUUCUUCUAAACUACCCAAUUCUAUCAACUCAAUGAAUAUUCUUAAUUCAGUAAAAACACCUCCUCCAAGCCCUUUGGCAACUUCUGUCGAAAUCAAAUCCAAGAAAACUGAAGAUUGCUAUUCAAAAGAUGUUGGUGUCUUUGAAGUUACUCCAGCUAAAGUCAUAUCCACUCCAUCAAGGGUGAUGAUGACUGUCACACCUGAUCUCCCAACACCUAAGAGAGAACGUAUAAUACAUCAAGAAGAUGAUUCAGUUGAGUCACCAAGCAAGUUGCUUCGGCGCCCACCUAGGAACAGGUCAUUGUUGUUUAAUACUCCGGUGAAGAAGUCAAAUCCCAUGGAAAAGAUAAACGAGGAGGCGAGUUCUUCGACUGGUCUAGAUAAUCUUCUUGGGGCAGAGCUUGUGCAUCUGGAGAAUGAGAAAAGGGUAAUGGAGGAGCAAGACUCAGACCUCUCUCGCGCAAAGUUGAGGAAAAGGAUGAUUGCCCGCCUACCGAAAAUGUUUGACAUGGUCCAUCUCAUAUUUAACUCAAUGAAGCGUAGUGUUGCCACGAAAGAGGAAGUUAUACAAAAAAUAACCGCGAACCACAUCGAUGUAAUUGAUAGAAGAGAAACUGAAGAACAGUUAACACUUUUAAAAGAACUACUUCCGGAAUGGAUUUCUGAGGUGGUGGCAUCUAGUGGCGACACUCUUUUACGUAUCAAUAAGCUGAGAAGUGCUGACGAAUUACGAAAUAUCCUUGACCAAGCCGUCUAA